AUGCCCAGCAGUAUUAUCCUCCCCUCCCCGCGCUCCGCUGCCACAUAUUGGCGCGAGAUGCUUGAAACCGCCACUUGCGUGUUCUUCCAGGACACCUCCGGUGGCGUUCGCGAGUUCCACUACGUCAACAACGCGCGGGGCGGCGGUAAAGCCUGCGACGUGAAGUUCUACGCAAAGCAGGGUCUGCACUGGCAAUCAUAUCCUGAAUCGAAGGGCUUGGUCGACGCUCGGGUGUACUACAAGGCUCCGUACCACAGCGGCAUCUGCGAAGGACAGUAUAUCGAGUUUGAUAGGACAUGGAAGCCCAUCGCUCUUCCGGUAUGGGACGCGGCCGAGGCGACUAGUAUUGCGGCCGUGGUGCGCGAGCCGAAGAUAUGGGUCUUUUACCAGAAUAAAGGCGACGUUGUCCGGGAGGUGGUCCGCGAUAGUGGGAAUUGGGACGCAAGGGGUUAUGGCUGUCGGCGAGGAAGGGGGCGCCGUUGGCGGCGGUGGUGA
Molecule: messenger RNA, 495 nt
Organism: Morchella importuna
Lineage: Eukaryota; Fungi; Ascomycota; Pezizomycetes; Pezizales; Morchellaceae
Exons: 2
Coding region: 1-495 (164 amino acids)
Source: RefSeq, a predicted model, not a curated record